CGCUGAACUACCUCAAAGAGAUGUGUCAGUCCGCGCGACGUUACCCACCUUAUCGUGAAGGAGCGCCAUCCGUUCCUUGAACGCCAGAUUUCCAUGUCUUAGCCGUCAAGACCUGACUGCUCCCAGCAUCAACGAUACCGACAUCGACCCUCCUUACGCGAAGGCGUGCACAAUCACCCACUACCUGUCUGCGCCAUCACCUUCCUCAGAUCGUCGUCAUACAACUAGGACUGGCAUAUCGGAGCCCCGACGUCAUGGACGCUGACGGAGUGACAAUGCGUCGGACUGGCCUUCCCCAGCCUCGUCCUGUGUCUCGGCACCAGUUCUCGGCCUCAACCUCGCACGCCUCUUUGGCUUUACACGAGAUUUCAGACUCUCAGUCAAACGCCCGAUCGCAUAUUGCUCAACCAUCAUUCGGUACCAAACGAAUCUUACAACCAGCCGUCCAACCUGAAGCGAAGCGCCAGACUCUGGCAGAAAGAGCAGGUCACCCUCCUCGCCCACUAGGCGCUUCACUCCAAGCCUCCCGCUCGGUAAGGGCAGUUGCACUGAAGGAUGUGGGCAAAACAACAAGUGGGAUGAACUCGUUCUCCAGCCUCCCAACAUCUCGUGCCAUCCCAACCACAAACUACUCGUCGAGCACCAGCAUCUACGGCGCCAGCUCGGCCCGACCACCUUCCCGAUCGCAGCACGCGCGAUCUCGAUCCAACACAAGGACGUUACAGAUUGUUCCAAGCUCGCGCCCUACAACCUCCAUGGGAACUCGGGAACGGGAAGAACCCAAUAGCCGAAAUGCCACCGAUAUCGAUGAAAAGCUGGGCAAACUCGACAGUGACUUUGCCAGAAUGAAAGAAUUCAUGGAUUCUUCAGCUGUCGACAAAGACCGGCUUGUUGAGGAACUUGAUCUCGCAAAGAGGAGAGCUGUCCAACUUGAGGCCAAGAAGGUCGAACUGCAAGACGACCUGGAUGAAGCGAGGCGGGACUUCAAGAACGCCAGCCGCGAGGUUCAGUUCUUGACGGAGGACAUCGAAAAGUUGAAGCAGAAGCAUCAGGACGAUUACGAUCAUAUCCGCAGACGAUUCGACCGGGAACUGGAAGAAGAGCGAAGACAACUCGAGGCCGAACGAGAAAAGCACAACGACCUCUUGCAGCAAUUUGAAGAAAAAUGCGGCCGAGACGCAGAGGCCCAAAAAGAGCAACUCGAAAGGGAGAUACUCGAGCAAAGAGCCCGCGUCACAUCCCUGCGCCAUGAGAAAGACCUCGAAGUCCAAAAGCUCAAUUUGCAUGUACAGCAACGCGAAAUGCAGCUCAAGAAAGCCGAGGAGGACCUUGCCAGGGCCCUCGAUCAAGUCAGCGACCACGAGCGCUCCAUAGCGAGGCUGUCGGCCAAAAUAGAACAACUUGAGGAGAAUGCCAAAAGCCUUCAAGAAGCCUACGGAUCGAGCGAGAACCGCAAAGACCAUCAGAUCAGCGAUUUGAGCCGGCAAUUACAAGAGCUUACCCGGCGUGCUGAGGCAGCCGAGCGUGCUGCAGAGGAAGAAAAACGGGCCGCCAAGAAAUUAAUAGAAGCUUCAAACGAAGACUUCGAGCGGAUGAAAAUACAGGUCAAGGACAAAUUGCUGCGCGAGGAAGAGAAGCGCCACAAGCUCUUUGAGCAAGUGCAGGACCUCAAGGGCAACAUUCGCGUCAUGUGCCGUAUUCGCCCUGCCGGUUCGUCUCCGGAUCUCCUCGAUUUCGACUACUUCGAAAGCGAGUAUGACGAGGACAAGUACGGAGGCCUCGUCGUGCCCACGGAAAGAGAGAAUGCACUAGAAGAAGGCAAGAAGGUGAUCAGCAAAUCACAGCCGUUCAACUUCGAGCGCAUCUUUGACCCGGCCUGCACCAACCAGGAUGUGUUUGAAGAGAUUAGUCAACUCGUUCAGUCUGUCAUGGAUGGGAAGAAGGUCUGCAUUUUCUGCUACGGCCAGACCGGGUCUGGCAAGACGUAUACAAUGAGCAAUCAGAAGCCAAAGCUCGAUGGCACGUCUGACCACGGCAUCAUUCCUCGCGCCAAGGAGAUGAUCUUCGACGAAGUCUCGCGAAUGAGGGACUUGGGCUGGGAGUAUUCUCUCGAGGGUAGUUAUCUCGAAGUCUAUAAGAACAAGCUCUACGACCUCGUGACUCCACGGAGCGGCGAACCCAAGCCUUUGCAGAUUAUUCGGACUUCGGAUGAGUUGGAGAUCAGGGACCACGAGUUCGUUGGGCUGAACUCGGAAGACGAUCUGGACUACCUGGUUCAGCAAGCCGAAGCGAAUCGCCACACAGCAGAGACAAACAUGAACCGUGCUUCGUCGCGGUCGCACUCUGUGCUGGUCAUUAAGGUGCACGGCAGGAAGACGAUGCCAGACGGGAAGGUCAAAGUUCGUCAGGGCACACUCAACUUGAUCGACCUGGCUGGCUCAGAGAGCAUUGGUCGAUCUGGCGCGACCGGCGAUGUGGCCGAGGAGGGACGGCAGAUCAAUAUGUCGUUAACCCACCUUGGAACCGUGCUGAAGAAGCUGGGGGAAGGCACCAAGAAGGAAUCAGUCGACUUCAGCAGCUUUACGCUCACACAGUUGCUGAAGCCUUCGUUGGGUGAAAAGUGCAGGACACUGAUGUUCUGUAUGGUGAGCCCGCUGAAGGAAAAUGCCAAAGAAACGAUCAACAGUCUCAAGUUCGCCGAGAAUGCUCAAAAAGUGAAGCAGAGCAACGCCGCCAAGGCAAACGGCACAAAAAAGCCUAGGUGAUGAUGAACCAGGUCGCUUGUAGCACUUUUCAAACGAGACAACGGUAGUGGCGUGGUUCUUGUCACCUGUGUGCGAUGCUUGUCGAAUUGGCGUAUUCUGUGUUUGGCCUGGAGUUGGUAUAUUGACAAGGCAUGAGCCUCCACGACGGUCAGAUUGGCAGGCGUUUUGGUGUUUCUGCCCUUCUGAGAUGGUACUUAUACAAAGACGCGGGACAUUCGGGUUUUUGUCAGCGUAAAUGCUACGUAGCAAUUCAAAAAAGUGAACAAUUCACCAAAGUAUAAUAGUCUGCAGAUCCGAUACUG
Messenger RNA from Microdochium trichocladiopsis, 3067 nucleotides. RefSeq names its product P-loop containing nucleoside triphosphate hydrolase protein. The record is from RefSeq and is a predicted model, not a curated record. NCBI's taxonomy places the organism in Eukaryota, Fungi, Ascomycota, Sordariomycetes, Xylariales, Microdochiaceae. Gene Ontology annotation, biological process: microtubule-based movement. Gene Ontology annotation, molecular function: microtubule binding; ATP binding; microtubule motor activity. The coding region runs from base 255 to 2765 and encodes 836 amino acids. The transcript is spliced from 7 exons.